AUCUUGAAAUGACGACGGAUAUGACUUGUACACGACUGACGAUCUAUACGGUCGCCGGAAUAAUCCUUCAGAUCAUCGGACUAUCAAUUUUUGUCUUCGGUUUCUUCCCCGUCAAGCCGACUCUCUCCGGCGUCAGUGGUUCGGAGAGCUAUCGUGAUCCUUUCUGUGAUUCUCCUCCGAAUUCGAAGGAGUCAGAGAUUCAUCCCGAGAAGCUGAGAUUGCUCUAUCAGGAGUUAUCUGGCAUCUCUUCUAAGUAUGAUCGACUGAUUUUGAUGGUGAUUGAUGGGCUUCCUGCGGAGUUCGUUCUAGGGAAGGAUGGUCAACCUCCAUGGAAGGUAUGGAAAGAGUCUAUGCCUUAUACACAGUCACUGUUGGCUAAUGGAGAUGCAAUUGGUUACCAUGCUAAAGCAGCUCCUCCAACUGUUACAAUGCCGAGGUUGAAGGCGAUGGUAUCUGGGGCAAUUGGUGGAUUCUUGGAUGUUGCUUUCAAUUUCAACACACAAGCCCUCUUAGAUGACAACCUUCUUGGUCAAUUCUUUAGAAUUGGUUGGAAAAUGGUGAUGCUCGGUGACGAGACAUGGCUCAAGUUAUUCCCGGGGACAUUUAUGAGAAGUGACGGCGUUAGCAGCUUUUUUGUCAAAGAUACAGUCCAGGUAGACAGAAAUGUGUCCAGACACUUGCCAAAUGAGCUUAAUCGUGAUGACUGGAAUCUCCUGAUCCUUCAUUACCUUGGCUUGGAUCAUGUUGGACAUACUGGCGGCCGUAACAGCCCCUUGAUGGCUUCAAAACUUCAAGAAAUGGAUGAUAUAGUUAGAACAAUGCAUUUAAGAGCCAUUGAUGACCGUAGCCAUGAUCAAGGACAGACCCUUUUGAUAGUAGUCAGUGAUCAUGGCAUGACUGAGAAUGGAAAUCACGGAGGAUCUUCAUAUGAAGAAACUGACUCCUUGAUGCUCUUUAUUGGCUUGAGUAGCAAUAUUUCUGACUAUGCUGCAGCUACCAAUAAUUUAGCUUUCCAGGUAGAUUUGGCGCCAACUUUAGCUCUUCUGUUUGGUGUGCCUAUCCCAAAGAAUAACGUUGGAGUCCUUGUCCCAGGAACACUUAAUUCUUUAAGAGAUUAUGAGAAACUACGAGCACUAGAACUGAAUUCCUGGCAGUUACUUAGACUAAUGCAAGCACAGUUACCAAGUUCCUUGUUUGAAGGCUUCUCCUGCAAUUGCUUCCUUGAUGGAACUUGUGAGGGUCUUGGUUCGGAUAUUAGUGAAUGCUCUGGGGAUAAAGAGAAACAACUUAUUUGCUUGUUUAGGAACGCUGCUGUUCUCCAUGGCAUUUGGAAGUCCAAGAAAUUGACAGAGUCUAGUGCCGUGGAAGACUUCAGCAGAGCUUUAAAUGCAUAUAACGCCUUCUUGAAACCUGCAAGUGAGUGGUUAGCAAGCAAAACCACUGAAAAACCAGUUUACUUACUCGGUCUUGGGGUGAGUGCCAUGCUUAUUUCAUGCAUCGUCUGUGUCACUGUCUUUCUAUCCCUAUUCAAAGAGGUUUAUAAUGAUUCCAAGGAUCGAAUCUGCAGUUUGAGUAAUCUAUUGAGUUUGGAAGAGGGGUUCAUUUUGGCUGUUCUUUUGAUCCUCGUUAUAAGUAUGGGAUCUAGUUCAAUGGUGGAAGAAGAGCAUUACAUAUGGCAAUUUAUGGUAUCGACAUUCUACUUUCUGCUACUUCUCAAGACAAUAAAGUCAUUCAGUUUUUCCAAGGGUCUGAACAUACUCGGAGACUAUAAAGUCGGUUCUAUCUUCUCGCUUCUUAUCUCUGGUAGGCUACUGAGAGGUUGGCAUCAAGGGGGCGUGAACUGGACUUGCCUUCCUGAUAUUUCUAAAUGGCUAGAGCAAGUUGGUAGUGGUUAUGUCAAAUGGAUUCAGCUAAUCUCAAACUUCCUUGUUAUUGGCCUAGGAAUGUUCACUCUCUUUCGAACAGGAUCUAAGAGAAAAACUGUCCGCAUCUUAACAUUUAGUUCCUCAACUUGUGGGUUCCUAGUCUUGCUGCAUGCCGGGAGAUAUGGGGAUGAUAUGUUUGAAGUGUCAACCGAUUAUGGAGCCACUGUCAUAGCAAAACUUAUCUAUUUGAUACUUUCUCUAUCCGCCAUUGGAGCUGCUUCAGUUUUGCCAUGGUGUAUGCUAAUCAAAGACAAGUCCUUUCUAGCUGAAGCAGGUGAUUGCUUGUAUUUGAUUGGCGCUGUAUACAUACUAUGCUGGUGUCUUCUGCAGCUACUUCUACAACAACCGAUCAACUCGGGGCCCAUACUUUUGCUGCUGAUCCAAAUCCUAGCAAUUACAGGUCUCUCUUCUAAAGAUUUGCAGGUCAAAGAAUGGGUUGAGAUUGCUGCACUCUACUACAUGGGAAUGGCAGGUCACUUUGCUCUUGGAAACAGCAAUACUUUAGCAACCAUCGAUGUUGCUGGUGCUUUUAUUGGAAUCUCUAGUCAUUCGACAAUACUUUCUGGGAUUUUGAUGUUCAUGAUCACCUACGCAUCUCCCCUGUUGUUUCUUUUAUCCUUGGUGAUGUACAUUGGUGCAAAGCUAAGAAACCACUCACACUCAACAAUAAUGGCUCACCGCGCCAAUGAUCUAGGACAACUCUUGAAGCUAACGCUCGGGUUCCCUUGCCUUGUUCCUCUCUGCAUCAAUUCAAUACUCUUGACGGCAUACACUGUGGUCCUGCUACUCAUGAGGAAUCACCUUUUUGUGUGGAGCGUCUUCUCUCCCAAGUAUCUGUAUGUAUGUGCAACCACUCUUUGUACUUACAUUGGAGUUUGUAUCGUCGCUGUUAUUGUUGCCUACACUCUCUCUGUCACUACAUUCCUUAGAAGCAAUACAACAACUCGUAGACUAGUAUGUAGUUAAUCAUGAUUUGAUGUAGAAUUGGAUUUUGUUAACUUUUGAAAGUAUAAUUGUGUAAUGUCGACAUUAAUUAAACUUUUGUCUAUGUGUUUUUUUUUAGUG
Messenger RNA from Eutrema salsugineum, 2990 nucleotides. Its product is annotated as GPI ethanolamine phosphate transferase 2. Gene Ontology annotation, biological process: GPI anchor biosynthetic process. Lineage: Eukaryota; Viridiplantae; Streptophyta; Magnoliopsida; Brassicales; Brassicaceae. The coding region runs from base 9 to 2891 and encodes 960 amino acids. The record is from RefSeq and is a predicted model, not a curated record. Gene Ontology annotation, cellular component: endoplasmic reticulum membrane. The transcript has 17 exons.